GAGUCCACUUCCACAAGAAAUCAUUGACACAAAGGCCACACAUUUGUUCAAAGGCUGGCGAUAUCAUAUGCAUGAACAUUACAAAGAGUUGGUGAAAGAAGGUACAGAUCCUUAUAGUAAACCAUUUGUUGGGGUGAGGGAAGAAGAUUGGAGAUACAUGAUUGAUGAAGUGUUUCUUGGUGACACACACAAGAAACGGUCAACAAGAAAUAUAGCCAACAGGAAAAAGUUACCCUAUAAUCACACCAUGGGUUCAAGGUCAUUUUCAGCAGCAAUCUCAAUUGAGGGAAUUGAAACUGGAAAGGAGCCUCACAUUGUAGAUUUUUUCAAGACCUCACAUUGGAGUAAGAAAAAAAAAGAUUGGAUUGAACCAGUUUGUGCGGAGUUAUAUGAAAAGAUGGACCAACUUCGUGAGGAAUCUUCACAGCCUGGAGCAACCCCGCUAACACAAGAGGAAAUUACUGUUCAAGUCCUUGGGAAGCGUUCAAGGUAUUUGAGAGGUUUCAGGGUUGGUCCAAAGCCGUCUUCUGCAUUCAAUUCUACAACUAGGUCACAAGCACGUGAUGAAGAGGUUAAGGGCCUUAAAGAAGAGGUAGCAUCACUGAAAGGGAUAAUUCAAUCAUAUGAAGGACGCUUUGAGCAGUUUGAACACUUUAUGAGACAAAUGCAGGGCAAUGGUAGUGGAUACGACUCUUUUGAUGAGUAAGUACUAUUGCUUUUGAUGGUUUGU
This is a messenger RNA of Camellia sinensis, 730 nucleotides long. NCBI's taxonomy places the organism in Eukaryota, Viridiplantae, Streptophyta, Magnoliopsida, Ericales, Theaceae. The record is from RefSeq and is a predicted model, not a curated record.